AUGAAGCCACACAACGAGGAUCCAGUUAUUACCUUUUGUCCAAACAAUAUAACAGUAAACACUACAUUCCGCCUACCAACUGCUAUUGUGCCUUGGAAUGAACCAAUCGCUGAGGACAACUCCGGUAGAGUGAACUUUACUGUUGAUAUUGGACCAGCCAGUACAUUCCAAGUAGGUGAUACUUUAGUGACAUACACAGCGGAAGAUCCAUAUGGAAAUACUGACAUGUGUUCCUUUACAAUCACUGUUCAAGACAAUGAGGUACCAAUUAUUUACAAUUGUCCAAACGAUACAAAAGUAAAUACUACAUUCCGCCUACCCACUGCUAAUGUUUCUUGGACCGAACCGAUUGCUGAGGACAACUCUGGUAGAUUGAACCUUACAGUUGAUAUUGAACCUGCCAGUACAUUCCAAAUAGGUGAUACUUUAGUAACAUACACCGCGGAAGAUCCAUAUGGAAAUACUGCUAUGUGCUCAUUUACAAUCACUGUUGAAGACAAAGAGCCUCCUGUUCCAAUUUGUCCAUCACUAGUUAGUGGUGUAACAGAUCUUGGAAAACCAAAUGGCACUGUGAGCUACAACAUUAGCAUCAUGGAUAAUGUUCAAGUUCAUGAAAUGUUUAUCAACUACCAAGGCGCAAACCAAAAGACCUUAACCAUUAACCAGACGUACACUGUUGUUGAGACUACUGUUGUAUUACCAAUCGGUGAAACUGAAAUUGAACAUAUAUUCAUUGACAGUGCAUUUCCAGUAGGCAAUGAAGCCACGUGCUAUGUGAUAGUAGCGAUCGAAGACAAUGAGGAUCCAGUUAUUACCUUUUGUCCAAACAAUAUAACAGUAAACACUACAUUCCGCCUACCAACUGCUAUUGUGUCUUGGAAUGAACCAAUCGCUGAGGACAACUCCGGUAGAGUGAACUUUACUGUUGAUAUUGGACCAGCCAGUACAUUCCUAGUAGGUGAUACUUUAGUGACGUACACAGCGGAAGAUCCAUAUGGAAAUACUGACAUGUGUUCCUUUACAAUCACUGUUCAAGAUAAAGAACCUCCGGUUAUCAGUUGUCCUACAAAUGUCACUUCAAAUAACUACAUCAGUGAGAUAUUAAGUAUAAUAUAUGUGAAGGCAGAUGAAGCUCGUUCAUAUGCAACCGUCACCUGGGAUCCACCUAUUACUAGUGACAAUAGUAAUGACAAUGUUACGGUCGUAGCUGCACCAUACCAGUCAGGUGGUAUGAUACCAGUCACCACUUCGUUUAUUCAGAUUGUCUACACAGCAACGGAUGAUUACGAAAAUGCUGACACAUGUGAAUUUGCUAUCCAGGUCUUAGACAAAGAGCCUCCUGUUCCAAUUUGUCCAUCACAAGUUAGUGGUGUAACAGAUCUUGGAAAAGCAAAUGGCACUGUGAGCUACAACAUUAGCAUCAUGGAUAACGUUCAAGUUCAUGAAAUGCUUGCAUUUCCAGUAGGCAAUGAAGCCACGUGCUAUGUGAUAGUAGCGAUCGAAGACAAUGAGGAUCCAGUUAUUACCUUUUGUCCAAACAAUAUAACAGUAAACACUACAUUCCGCCUAGCAACUGCUAUUGUGUCUUGGAAUGAACCAAUCGCUGAGGACAACUCCGGUAGAGUGAACUUUACUGUUGAUAUUGGACCAGCCAGUACAUUCCAAGUAGAUAAAGAACCUCCGGUUAUCAGUUGUCCUACAAAUGUCACUUCAAAUAACUACAUCAGUGAGAUGUUAAGUAUAAUAUAUGUGAAGACAGAUGAAGGUCGUUCAUAUGCAACCGUCACCUUGGAUCCACCUAUUACUAGUGACAAUAGUAAUGACAAUGUUACGGUCGUAGCUGCACCAUACCAGUCAGGUGGCAUGAUACCAGUCACCACUUCGUUUAUUCAGAUUGUCUACACAGCAACGGAUGAUUACGAAAAUGCUGACACAUGUGAAUUUGCUAUCCAGGUCUUAGUGUCUUGGAAUGAACCAAUCGCUGGGGACAACUCCGGUAGAGUGAACUUUACUGUUGAUAUUGGACCAGCCAGUACAUUCCAAGUAGGUGAUACUUUAGUGACGUACACAGCGGAAGAUCCAUAUGGAAAUACUGACAUGUGUUCCUUUACAAUCACUGUUCAAGAUAAAGAACCUCCGGUUAUCAGUUGUCCUACAAAUGUCACUUCAAAUAACUACAUCAGUGAGAUGUUAAGUAUAAUAUAUGUGAAGACAGAUGAAGGUCGUUCAUAUGCAACCGUCACAUUGGAUCCACCUAUUACUAGUGACAAUAGUAAUGACAAUGUUACGGUCGUAGCUGCACCAUACCAGUCAGGUGGCAUGAUACCAGUCACCACUUCGUUUAUUCAGAUUGUCUACACAGCAACGGAUGAUUACGAAAAUGCUGACACAUGUGAAUUUGCUAUCCAGGUCUUAGACAAUGAGGAACCAAUUAUUUACAAUUGUCCAAACGAUACAAAAGUAAAUACUACAUUCCGCCUACCCACUGCUAAUGUUUCUUGGACCGAACCGAUCGCUGAGGACAACUCUGGUAGAUUGAACCUUACAGUUGAUAUUGAACCAGCCAGUACAUUCCAAUUAGGUGAUACUUUAGUAACAUACACCGUGGAAGAUCCAUAUGGAAAUACUGCUAUGUGCUCAUUUACAGUCACUGUUGAAGAUGAAGAAGAUCCAGUGAUUACAGGAUGUCCAGAUGACGUCGUCUUCAAUACUACAAACAUGUUACCAUAUACCAAUGCCACAUGGAUAGCUCCAACUGCUACAGAUAAUUCGGGUAACGUCACCUUGAGUUCUACAAACGAUCCCGGUACUGGUUUUAUGUGUAUAAGAGACAGACCAUAUACCAAUGCCACAUGGAUAGCUCCAACUGCUACAGAUAAUUCGGGUAACGUCACCUUGAGUUCUACAAACGAUCCCGGUACUGGUUUUGCAAGAAAAACCACCACAGUCGUGUAUAUUGCCACUGAUCCAUACGGCAACCAAGCCGAUUGCUCAUUCAAUGUUACUGUAACAGAUCCCGAGAUGCCUUGGUUCAUGAAUUGUCCUAUGGAUAUCGAUAUUUAUAUAAUCUCCGAUCUUACAUAUACUAACGUCACAUGGAAAGAACCAAUUGCCUUCGAUAACUCUGGCCAUGUAGAUGUGGCUCAAACAGCUUAUCCUGGUGAUGGUUUUGGAGUUGGUACUCAUACAGUUCUUUACACUGCAAUGGAUAAGGACGAAAAUUCAGCAAAUUGCUCUUUUACAAUCACAGUUUUGACAGCUGUCAACGUGUUCUCAAUUGGUUUGACCUUAACCGGGAUAAAUGGUAAUCUAGUAAGCUACACAAGCCACCUGGAAGACCCAACUUCAGAAAGGUUUCAGGAAACUGAAUCAUUCGUAUGCAGUGUCGUCCAACAUAGUUUGUCUUCCAUAAUUGGAUCAUCGGGUUGCAAAGUUUUGUCAUUUGCAGAUGGGAGCAUUAUUGCAAAUAUAGAAAUUGUCACUUCUGACCCUGACAUAACGGGUAUUGAGGUAGAAUCGGUAUUAAGAGAAAAUGCGAUGAGCGGUAAACUGGGUAAUGCUGGUGGCUUAGUACUUACAGUUUACCCUUCAACUAUAAAUUACUUUGAUAAUGAGCCACCAGUUGCCAUUUGUCCUACAAACGUCACUUCAAACAACUACAUCAGUGAGUUAUUAAAUGUAACAUAUGUGAAGACAGAUGAAAGUAGUCCAUAUGCAACUGUCACCUGGGAUCCACCUAUUACAAGUGAUAAUAGUAAUGCCAACGUGACUGUCGUAGUUACACCAUACCGUUCAGGGGAUAUGAUACCACUCACCACUUCUUUUAUUCAGAUUGUCUUCACAGCAACGGAUGUUUACGGAAACUCUGAUAGCUGUGAAUUAGCUAUCCAAGUCUUAGAUACAGAAAAACCAAACCUUAUUUGUCCUGACAACGUUGUUAGUGUUAGUGAUACUGAUAAAAGUGUUAGCUGGAAUGAGCCAGAACCACAGGAUAACUCUGGGUUGGCAGUUACUUUAACUGCAUCAGCUUCACCUGAUGAUGCCUGGGAAAUCGGUGAACGUACUGUUACUUACACUGCAACGGAUAUGUAUGGAAAUGUUGAUACUUGUUCCUUUCAAGUCACUGUCAUCGAUGCCUGUUUUGAUAAAGAAUGUCAGAAUGGUGGUAUUUGUCAUGCUAAUAACGGGCUGUCUGAAUGUAUCUGUCCAUCAUUUUAUGGUGGAGAAUACUGUGAAAAUGAACCAGAUUCCCCGUCAUUUUCAGUGUCUCUAGCUUCAAAUAAGGCUGAUCUUAACGCUCAAAUCAAUCUUACCUGUAACGUGUUCUAUUCAAACGAUUGGCAGUGGUAUAAAGAUGACGUUCCCCUAAUAUCUACAUUGAAUCUGUAUGUAUUAUCUGUUACUAUGACAAUUGAUAAUCAGGGUUAUUACACGUGUGGAGGGUUUGGAGCAGGACCUUAUAAUAAUACAGAGAAAAGUUCAGAGAGCGUUUCAUUAAUUGUUAAUGGCGUCUUAAUAUUUCCUGCGUCUAUGACAUUCAACUAUGAGUUUGAUGUUAAUCUUAAUGAUCCCUCAUCUACAACUUUCAAAGAGUUAUCUGCAAACAUUUCUGACUUUUUAACCAAGGAUCUCUCCUUAAAUGGUGAUGUCGCAAUACAAAUACGUGAUUUCUCUGUUGGAAGUGUUGUUGUUGGUGCCAAUUUUUACGUGUUGAACACGAACGAUUCUUACGUUGAUUUGUUAGCGACUUUAAAUGAGGAGGUAAUCAGAAUCGCAAAUGAUUCUAAUGGAAUAUUAAUUCCAAGCAGCAUAGUGAUAAGCAGCACAGAAACAUGUUAUAAAGAACGUUACGGAAAGUACCAGUUUCCAAGUGCAGGCGUUGGAGAUACUGUGGAUUCAAAAGAGACAUGUCCUUAUUUCACCGUUAAUUAUCUUCUGCCUGGCGCUAACCGAACUUGUAACGGCAAUGGGUUUAGUGCAGCUACAUGGAAUGAUCCUGUUGAGACGAACUGUGGAUCUAACGCUACUGCAGAAAAGUUGUUGAAACGUAUAACUGAGAUGAAUGUCACCGCGGAUAAUGUUGAAAUGGUGAGCAGUGAAGUAGAAGAGAUUACAAGUAAAACAGAAGAAAUUACUGUGGAAGCCUUGGAAUCUACUGCUGACAUAUUGAAUGAUAUUCUAAAUUUACAAUCUGACUCCCCUGAGGUCACUGGCUCUGUUGUUAGCAUAGUUAAUAACUUGUUUAGUGUUGACGAUGAAAUCCUCAUGAAGAGUCAAAUGGAAGAUAAAGCCCCUACAAAGAUUAUUGAAGCUCUUGAACAACAACUUACCCAGGUGGACCUGGGUGACAGUGGCAUGUAUAACGUAACCACUACCAAUCUUGCAGUACAGGCUCAGAAUAUUGAUGUUGAUAGUUUUAGUCAAGAGAACAAUACCUAUUUUAGUUUUAUAUCAGAAUCAAGUGAGAUUGGUGUAGGUAGCAUCGACCUAAUCGAAGAUAGUGAGACCAUACCCAAUGCCGCCACUGUUUCAAUUGCUCUGCCAGUCAGUAUAUCUGACGUCAUCAGAGACAAAAAUAUGAAAGAUUUCCGUGUUGUAGUGAUUGUCUACAAUGACAGUACAUUAUUUCAAUCAUCUCAGUUCGAUCCCUCUAGCCGCAGACCAAAUAGUCAAGUUAUUUCUCUCUCCGUACCUGAUUUAGGCCUAGAUCACUUUGAAUUGAAUGAGUCCAUCGUUACGACGUUCAUUCCCCUAGAAGUAGGUUUUUGUACAUAA
Messenger RNA from Anneissia japonica, 5775 nucleotides. Its product is annotated as hyalin-like. The transcript has 29 exons. Lineage: Eukaryota; Metazoa; Echinodermata; Crinoidea; Comatulida; Comatulidae. Bases 1 to 5775 code for a protein of 1924 amino acids. The record is from RefSeq and is a predicted model, not a curated record.